AUGAGUGUACACGAGCUAGACUACGCGCAGCCCGGUGCGAUGCGAUCCGAGUCCCUGCACCACGUCGAUGUGGAGGCAGGGCGCGGCUCGAUCAGUUCGCAGGUCUCGCCAACAGCGAGAGAUGGGCGCGAGGGGAGCUCUUUUCCAGCUUUCGCAACCGCCGCAGCACGAGUCAAUUCCAACGAGACCACGAGACGCCGAGCCCGCCGUUCGAACACCGCUCGAUCAUACCACCCCGAAGGAUUCGCCCAGGACCCCAACUGGCAGCCAGGAACCGAACCUGGUAUCGACCCGACAAAACCACUUCCCGCCUUUACCUCUGAAUGGUCGUCGAACAUUCCUGCGGAUCUACACCGACGGUGCGAAAUUACAAUUGUGGACUUCUCCCAACAUGAGAUGCGACAGUACGAGUUGGACAAUGAUACGUUAGAGCAAUUCCUCGCGCGGGAAAGGGAGCCUUGGGUACAAUGUCGGUGGAUCAAUGUCAAUGGAUUAAGCUGGGAUGUGAUUAAGAUUCUUGGAAACCAUAAGGGGCUGCAUCGGCUUGCAAUUGAGGAUUUGGUUCAUACGACCAAUCGAACGAAGGCUGAUUGGUAUUCGGACCAUGCGUUUGUCGUGUUGACAUUGCAGAAGUUGAUGAAGAUCUAUGAGGAGGAUAGUGACUCCGAGAAUGAAGAGGAGGUCCCGGCUAGUCGGUGGAAGUCAAAGGACCGGAAGAGCUCUGUGCUCAGCGACAGAAGCUCAAUCUCUCUGAAGAGGCCUACGAAAACAAGUCUUAUCCUUGAAGCACUGAAGGAUCUUUUCCGGUUCAGGAGGUCCUCGGACAAAGAAGAGAAGGAGAGGCCAACAGUUGGGUCCAGUGUUCGACCUGGUGUUGGACGACGGACCUCGAAACAUGCUUCUCACUUCGGAAAUGUUGGGACUACAACACAGACUACAGCCAGGAGUCUUCAGCGCUAUCGUGGUGGACCUAAUGAAGACCGGAUCGAGUUCAUGGAACGCCAUGCCGUACUCGCUGGCAAAGGGUUGUCUGUCACAUUGGAGCAGGUCUCGAUCUUCCUACAUGCAGACAACACGGUGACAUCCUUCUUUGAAACUAGCGCAGAUGAUAUCGAGGCACCAAUUGUCCGACGUCUCAGCUCACCUGAGACUAUCCUUCGACAGUCAUGCGAUGCCAGUAUGCUAUUACAAGCCAUCAUCGACGCGGUGAUUGAUCUUGCAAUUCCUGUCACAAUGGCCUACCAAGACGCCAUCGGUGAUCUCGAACUAGAGGUCCUAACAGAUCCAGAUAUCGACCAGUCAAAGUCUUUGUAUAUCUUAACAUCCGAAAUUGCGGUCCUACGAAACUCCAUGCAACCGAUCGUUGCCGUGAUGAACGCACUUCGUGAUCACCGCUCUGAGCCAAUCGGUACACCUGGCUUUGGCGUUUUGCGGAGCCCUCUCAGCCCAGCUACUACACCCGCCGAGCCAGCUGACUGUCGUCCCCAUGUCGGUGUUAUCACCCCAAACCUGAAGAGCAUUGGUGGAACCAGUGUCACCAUCAGCUCCAUGUGCCAUACAUACCUGGGCGAUGCACUCGAUCAUUGCAUUACCAUUGUAGAAGGGUAUGAUCAGAUGCGCCGCGCUGCUGAUAAUAUGAUCGACCUUAUAUUCAACACUAUUGGUGCAUACCAGAACGAGAGUAUGAAGCAGUUGACUCUUGUCACUUGUCUAUACCUUCCUAUGACAUUCCUGACAGGAUAUUUUGGUAUGAACUUCACGGAUUUCGCUGGAAUAGAACACAGUGACGGCUAUUUCUGGAAGAUUGCAAUACCAUUCGUUUGCGCCACAACUUUCAUACUCAUGCGUGAUAAAAUCCAGCGUUACGCUGUUAUGCUCGCUCAGAGACGUUUGAUUGUCAGCUCUCGGAAACAGAGACGGGAGAGGAAGAAGAAAUAG
This is a messenger RNA of Penicillium antarcticum, 1938 nucleotides long. Its product is annotated as putative CorA family metal ion transporter. Gene Ontology annotation, cellular component: membrane. Lineage: Eukaryota; Fungi; Ascomycota; Eurotiomycetes; Eurotiales; Aspergillaceae. Bases 1 to 1938 code for a protein of 645 amino acids. The transcript is spliced from 5 exons. Gene Ontology annotation, molecular function: magnesium ion binding; magnesium ion transmembrane transporter activity; cobalt ion binding. Gene Ontology annotation, biological process: metal ion transport; transmembrane transport. The record is from RefSeq and is a predicted model, not a curated record.